Molecule: messenger RNA, 336 nt
Organism: Lodderomyces pseudojiufengensis
Lineage: Eukaryota; Fungi; Ascomycota; Pichiomycetes; Serinales; Debaryomycetaceae
Gene: SMD2
Product: mRNA splicing protein
Exons: 2
Coding region: 1-336 (111 amino acids)
Biological process (GO): RNA splicing; spliceosomal snRNP assembly
Cellular component (GO): catalytic step 2 spliceosome; precatalytic spliceosome; U4/U6 x U5 tri-snRNP complex
Molecular function (GO): RNA binding
Source: RefSeq, a predicted model, not a curated record
AUGAGUGAAUUUAUAGAUCGACCAAGAUCAGAACUUACGGAACAAGAACUAUCAAAGUUAGAAGAAUUUGAAUUCCUACAUGGUCCCAUGUCUUUGUUAAACCAAGCUAAAAAGCAAAAUUCACCGGUAAUUAUAUCAUGUAGAAAUAAUCAUAAGUUAGUUGGGAAAAUCCGAGCAUUUGACAGACACUGUAAUUUGAUCAUGGAGAACGUGAAAGAAUUAUGGACAGACCUAGUUACGAAUGAAUUUGGUAAGAAAAAGCAAGUACCGAAAGAAAGAUACAUAAGUAAGUUGUUUUUAAGAGGCGACUCUGUUAUAAUAAUUUUGAAAGCAUGA